Arachis ipaensis is the source of this 2019-nucleotide messenger RNA. Its product is annotated as monodehydroascorbate reductase 4, peroxisomal. Gene Ontology annotation, molecular function: oxidoreductase activity, acting on NAD(P)H. Gene Ontology annotation, cellular component: cytoplasm. The record is from RefSeq and is a predicted model, not a curated record. Lineage: Eukaryota; Viridiplantae; Streptophyta; Magnoliopsida; Fabales; Fabaceae.
UUCUCUUCUUUUAUGGUUUCGUUAUUAUAAUCAUCGUCAUCAUCAUCAUUAUUAUUGUUUUCGAUGGAUUUUGCGUUUUAUAAGUUUCCUUUCACACUGGAUGGAUUUGGUUAGGUUUGUAUCUAUUGUGGAUAUGGAAUAUUUUAUUUAUUUAAUUUAUUUAUUUUGGUGUUGCGUAAACUUGGAAUGCAUUCUGCUAUUGCUUUACCAUUAAAUGUUGUGGUCUUUAAUUUCUUUGGUUUUGGUUCUCACAUGUUGAUUGUGUAAUUCCUCCGGCUAUGAGUAAUUUCGUUGAAGUGAAUGGAGUAAACCAUCAGUACCUUAAAGAUUUGGCGCUAACAAAAUAGACCUGGAAAGAAUGAAAAUUCCUCAUGGCUCUCGAAAGAAUAUCGAAGUUUGACAAAAUGUUUAUGGGUGGGAUAUCAUACAUACUUCUUAUCAGCUGUCUUGGAUUGACUCAGGUUGCUCCUUAUGAGAGACCUGCACUAAGCAAAGGAUUUUUGCUUCCGGAAGCUCCUGCUCGGCUUCCAUCUUUUCAUACUUGUGUUGGUGCAAACGAAGAACGGCUAACUCCAAAAUGGUAUAAAGAAAAUGGAAUUGAAUUAGUACUUGGAACCGGUGUUAAGUCUGCUGAUGUGAAGCGGAAGACACUAUUAACAACAACCGGGGAGACCAUAAGUUACAAGAUUCUUAUUGUUGCAACUGGUGCUCGGGCUUUGAAGCUGGAAGAAUUCGGUGUGAGUGGAUCUGAUGCGCAAAAUGUCUGCUAUUUACGUAAUAUAGCAGAUGCAAAUAGGCUUGUCAAUGCUGUGCAAUCUUCUCCUGGUGGGAAUGCUGUUGUCAUUGGUGGUGGAUACAUAGGCAUGGAGUGUGCAGCAUCUUUAGUGAUCAAUAAAAUUAACGUAACCAUGGUCUUCCCUGAAGCACAUUGCAUGGCUCGUUUAUUUACACCAAAGAUUGCAAGCUACUAUGAAGAAUAUUAUAAAUCAAGAGGAGUAAAUUUCGUUAAGGGAACUGUUCUGUCAUCAUUUGAUUUUGACUCUGAUGGAAAGGUUACAGCAGUGAAUCUUAGAGAUGGAAGGAAGAUAUCUGUUGACAUGGUUGUAGUGGGAAUUGGAAUACGUCCAAAUACCGGUCUGUUUGAAGGUCAACUUACUUUAGAGAAAGGUGGAAUCAAAGUAAACGGAAAGCUGCAGUCAAGCAACAGCUCGGUCUACGCAAUUGGAGAUGUCGCGGCAUUUCCAGUCAAAGCAUUUGGGGAGACUCGUAGACUUGAGCAUGUGGAUUCAGCACGGCAAUCCGCAAGAUAUGUUGUUGCUGCUAUUAUGGAACCUGGUAAAACAGAGGAAUUUGAUUACCUUCCCUUUUUCUACUCAAGAGUCUUCACAUUGUCUUGGCAAUUUUAUGGGGACAACAUUGGAGAAGUCGUCUAUUUCGGAGAUUUUUCCGGUAGUACAUUCGGAGCAUACUGGGUAAACAAGGGCCACCUUGUUGGGGCAUUCCUUGAGGGUGGGACUAAAGAAGAGUACGAAGCUGUAGCUAAGGCCACUAGGUUUAGGCCAGCUAUUGAAGACUUAACCGAGUUGGAGAGGCAGGGUUUAACAUUUGCAGUUACUGUUAGUCAAAAACAGUUGUUGUCACCACCACAGAUUCAGGUGACCUCCUCCACAGACCUAGUUUUGGAGAAACCGUUAUAUGCUUGGCACGCUACGGCUGGGGUUAUUCUUGCUGCAUCAGUGGCUGCAUUUGCAUAUUACUAUGGGAAAAAGCGCCGCAGAUGGUGAACCUUUCUGGAGAAGAUUAUUAGUUCAAGGGUGUCAACAUAUACUAUAUACAGAUUCGUAAGCUGUAACAUUGAUAGGCUUAGGAUAUUUUGACAUACGUAAUUGUAUCCGAAUUACUGGACUAGAGUUGUUCAGUUCCAUUGUGCAUACGGUGUUAUUGUUGUACCAAAACAACCAAGAAAGCAAAAUAUAAAUGGCCAUCCUUCUUCGGAAGAUAUUCUUGUAAGAGAUCAAA